AUGCCAGUAUUUCCAAAGCUCAGGCCUGGAUUCCGUCGAACCACCACUGAAGAUGUGGUCACUCCUGUCCCCAUGACCCCGGCGGGGAGAGAUGAGAAAGAUGCAGCGACAGACAACAUCGAGGCCAACACAACAACAACCACCACCAACAUCAAUGACGAGGACCUGAAGGAAGAGGGUCUUGACGAAACUGCCCAGAGAGGUGUCCAGGAUGUCCAGGCCGUCACCCUGACCUGGUCCAAGAGAUCUCUCGUCGCCGUCUUCAUCCUGAUGUUCCUCCUCUACUUCGUCAAUGCCUUUCAGUCGUCGAUCCUGUAUAACUUGGUUCCCUUCGCCACGAGCUCUUUCGAGACGCACUCCCUAUUGACCGUCAUUUACAUUGUCGCCAACUCGAUGAGUGCCGCAAUCUACAUUCCUCUGGCCAAGAUGCUUGACAUCUGGGGUCGUGCCGAAGGGUUCCUUCUCAUGGUCGCCUUUGCCACACUGGGUUUGAUCUUGAUGGCUUCUGGCAGCGGUCUGUCCACAUUUUGCGCAGCACAGGUGUUCUACUCCAUUGGGUUCGGGGGCUUGAUAUACAGCAUCGACGUGAUCACGGCCGAUGCGUCCAAGCUGAAGAAUCGAGGGUUGGCGUACGCAUUCACCUCGUCGCCAUACAUGAUCACUGCAUUCGCCGGUCCCAAAGCCUCGGACGACUUCUACUACAACCUCAGCUGGCGAUGGGGGUUCGGCUGCUUUGCCAUCAUCUUGCCGUUCGUGGCGGCGCCGCUGUACAUCAUUCUGAAGCUCAACCUGCGCAAAGCCGCGAAGCAGGGCCUUCUCGCCAGAGAGCGCAGUGGCCGGACAUUGACGCAAAACAUUUGGCACUAUGUUCAAGAAUUUGAUGCUCCUGGAGUGAUUCUCUUCGCGGGCGGGCUGACGGUCUUCUUGCUGCCGUUCACUCUGGCCGACUCUGCGCCCAACGGGUGGGCCACGGACUACAUCAUCGCCAUGAUCGUGGUCGGGUUCGUGGUGCUCGCGGCGUUUGGACUGUACGAGGCGUACAUUGCGCCGGCGCCGUUCCUGCACGUCAACCUGCUGGCCAACCGGACGGUGGUGGGCGCGUGUCUGCUCGACUUCACGUACCAGGUGUCGUACUACUGCUGGAACAGCUACUUCACGUCGUUCCUGCAGGUGGUCAACGACCUGACGCUGGCCGAGGCCGGGUACGUGGGCAGCACGUUCGACGUCGUGUCCGGGGUGCUGCUGCUGUUCGUGGGCCUCCUGAUCCGCCGCACGGGCUACUUCAAGUGGCUGCUCUUCGUGGCCGUGCCUCUCGGCAUCGGGUACAUCGUCAUGUGCCAGAUCCUGAUCGCGGUGGGCGGGGCCAUCUUCAUCAUCGUGCAGCAGAUCGCGAUCCUCGCGGCCGCCGACCACCAGCACGUCGCCGCCGUGCUGGCCCUGCUGUACGUGGUCGGCAACGUCGGCGGCGCCGUCGGCAACACCAUCUCCGGCGCCAUCUGGACAAACACCUUUGCCGACGCCCUCGCCCGCUACCUCCCCGCCGACAUCUCCCCGACCGACCUCGCAGACAUCUACAACAGCCUCGACGUCCAGCUGAGCUACGCGAAGGGCUCCCCCGAGCGCCGCGGCAUCCAGCACGCCUACGGCUACGCCCAGGCCCGCAUGCUCGCCGUCGGCACCGGCAUCAUGGGUCUGUCGCUCAUCUGGAUGUUCAUGAUCCGGAACAUCAACGUGAAAAAGGUCGCCCAGGUCAGGGGCACGGUCUUUUGA
Molecule: messenger RNA, 1770 nt
Organism: Fonsecaea monophora
Lineage: Eukaryota; Fungi; Ascomycota; Eurotiomycetes; Chaetothyriales; Herpotrichiellaceae
Exons: 5
Coding region: 1-1770 (589 amino acids)
Biological process (GO): transmembrane transport
Molecular function (GO): transmembrane transporter activity
Source: RefSeq, a predicted model, not a curated record